AUGGGAAAUAUUUUGCCUUGUUGUAAAUCAGCAAAUUGGGCAGCAAUUGAACGAACAAACAUUAAAAGACAAAAACGCUUCGAAGAAGCUAAACGAAAUGUUGAUGAAUAUGGACAGGAUCCAAGUGAAAGAGAAAAAAUUAGAGGAAUGUCAUUAACUGAAUUACAAAAAGCACUUCAAAAUGAAGAAUUAACAGCUACACAAACACUUUAUGCCUUUGCUUAUUAUGCAUUGGAAGUGAAUGGCAAAAUUAAUUGUAUUGCUGAAUUUUUUAAUGAAUCCUUUGAGGAAGCCAAAAAGCUUGACAAAGAAUUUGAGAAGAAGGAGAAACCUCCCCUUUUUGGUCUUCCAUUUAGCGUUAAAGCUAAUUUUUUUAUAAAAGGUUAUGAUUGUUGUAUUGGAAAUGCUCGUUUGUUGGAUAAUCCGCGUGCAAAAGACUGCACUUUUAUUACAUUACUUCGCCAACUCGGUGCCGUUCCAUUUUGCUACACAAAUGUGCCACAGACUUUAAUUAGUUUUGCCUGCUCAAAUCCUGUUUAUGGGACUACUAAAAAUCCUUAUAAUGCUUUAAGAACUCCAGGCGGCUCCUCAGGAGGUGAAGCUGCACUCCUUGCUGCCCGUGGCACAGCAUUUGCAACUGGUGGUGAUGUAGGCGGUUCUUUGCGUAUUCCUGCCCAUUUCUGUGGAGUUACUACUUUAAAGCCUUGCCAAGCUCGUUUCCAAAUUCAACAAGCAUUUGAAGGUUUGCCUGGUAUUGGACGAUUAGGAUUGGGAAGUGGAGUUUUUGCACAUACAGCAGAGGAAUUAACGUUUUUGCUUAGCCAUAUACUUGGAAAUGUAGAAUAUCAUAAACUUGUGCCUGAAAGUAUUCCUCUUCCUCUAAAUUUACAAAAAAUGGAAGAAUUUAAUCAACGUUGGGAAGCUAAACAAUUACGGAUUGGUUAUAAUUUUGAUGAUGGAUUUAUUAAACCUGUCCCCGCUCUUUUGUUUAAAAAUAUUUCUUGUGAUGGUGGUGCUUUUCUUAAGAAAACAUUUUCUGAAAAUCCAGUUGACAAAUAUUUAAAAAGAUUUGCUUUGAUGUUAAAGAUACCUCUUUGUGUUCGGUGGUUACUUGCUUUUAUUUUUGACAUUUUCUGUCCUCAAUUGGCAAUUCUUAUGCGUGCUUAUGUUCGUACUCCAAAUGAUGUCCGUCAGUCGCAAGAACAACUUGAUGAAUAUUUCACUGAACAAUGGUUGGCUUCGAAUUUAGAUUUGCUGAUUGUUCCUGCUUUUUCUUUUCCUGCAAUUCCUUAUGAUGCGUGCAGUGAUCUUGCUGCUGCGGCAUUCGAAACUGGCUUAUAUAAUAUGCUCGAUUACCCUGUUGGGUGUUUACCUGUUGACAAAGUAACAUCGGAAGAUGACAAAGCACUUUCAGACGAAACUCAAUGGGCAACAGAUUGGAAUCCCAUCCUUAAAAGAAUUCGUUAUGCAGCAGCAAAUUCUGUCGGUUUGCCUGUUAAUAUUCAAAUUGUUGGGUUACCUUUUGAGGAUGAAAAAUGCUUGGCUUUAAUGCGUAUUUUAGAAAAGAAAUUAAAAGAUACCAAAAAUGACUUAUAA
Molecule: messenger RNA, 1596 nt
Organism: Meloidogyne enterolobii
Lineage: Eukaryota; Metazoa; Nematoda; Chromadorea; Rhabditida; Meloidogynidae
Source: the annotation of a GenBank genome assembly